Striga asiatica is the source of this 1686-nucleotide messenger RNA. NCBI's taxonomy places the organism in Eukaryota, Viridiplantae, Streptophyta, Magnoliopsida, Lamiales, Orobanchaceae. The record is from the annotation of a GenBank genome assembly.
AAAAUAAAAGUCUCUCAUGGCCUCGAGCGAGACAAACCGAAAAUAGGAGGAAAAAAAAUCAAGAAAUGGAGACAUCAUCGAAUUUUAUUUUUGGAUCAUCCCAAGUUUUGAACUUGUCUCCAUCCCGCCCGCUCUCUUGUCUCUCUGUGUAUAUAUGCGUGUGUACUCUCAGACAUCAGCUAACACUCUCUUACACUCAGCUCCCUUACCUAAACACAUCAAAUUGAGAUUUUGAUGUUUGAUUUGUUUGAAUCUAAGGCUGAGCUCAUAGUAAACUUAGACAGAUCAUGAAGACACUUUUGCUUUGAACUCUUUUUUUGUUUUAUAAACUGUAAAACGAUGAGGCGUGCAGUCACGAAUAACAAGAACAUGUCAUCGUGCCCCACCAUUCGAAUCACACGAGCUCGUGCAAAAACCUUGGCAAAGCAAAGUGACAAUUUUUCGCAAACUAACGCGAAAAGGCCAGCUGGCGGUGAAAAGAAGCUGCCUGCAGGGGGUUUAGAUGGUUGCCCUAAGAGAAGGGCCGUGUUUAAGGAUGUUACUAAUGUAACACGACAAAAUGCUGAUGUGAAAUCAAAAAAUGCAGGAAGAGAUGAGCUAAGUAAAUGUGACAAAGAAGUUGCCUUGCAGGCAGAGGGAAAUGUGGCACCUGUUUGUAUUGCUAAAAUGCUCCAAAUUCAAGAGGAGAAAAGAGAAAGCAAGUUACACUACACGAAUAAAAAAAUAAAGAUGGAAUCAAAAGAAAUUGUAUCAGUCGAUGACCAAAAAACGUCUCGCACAUUAGUUCCGAUUUUUGAGAAGGCAAAUCACAGUAAGUUGAACUGCAUUGCAAGAACAUUCCAAGCUGCUCUUGUUAGAAAUAAUCAUACAAUUGCAUUGCUCUACAAGAAAGAUGAACAGCUUAUUUACGAAUUUUUGGCUGAUCAUGCAGAAGAUGAACAGCUCUACACGAAAGAAGAGAACUUUUUAAAGAAAAGUGGCUUGAUCGAUAUAGAUACACAAGACAAAGAUCCGCAGAUGUGUGGUCAGUAUGUCGAAGAUAUAUAUCAUCACUUGUAUGCAGCUGAGCUUGGCCGUAGGCCCUCACUUGAUUACAUGGAAAAAGUACAGAGAGAUAUCAAUCAAGGCAUGCGGGCUAUUCUGGUCGAUUGGCUUGUUGAGGUUUCGGAUGAAUAUAAAAUGGCCUCCGAUACACUAUACUUGACUGUAAAUCUUAUAGAUAGAUUUUUAUCUCAUCAUUAUAUCGAGAAGCAAAAGUUGCAACUUCUUGGAGUCACGUGCAUGCUAAUUGCUUCGAAAUACGAAGAAAUAUAUGCUCCACGUGUGGAAGAAUUCUGCUUUAUUACAGAUAACACCUACACGAAAGAUGAGGUUGUAAAAAUGGAAACUUGUGUUCUGAACUGUUUGAGCUUUCAAUUAUCAGUUCCCACCACAAAGAAGUUCCUCAGGAGGUUCCUUCGUGCAGCACAAGUUUCAUACGAGGUUCCUUUAGCCGAGCUCGAAUUUUUGGCGAACUAUUUAGCCGAAUUAACGCUAACAGAUUACAGUUUCCUUAAAUUCCUGCCAUCACUAAUUGCUGCAUCUGCUAUAUUUCUAGCAAGAUGGACACUUGAUCAGUCACAAAAUCCAUGGUUCAAGUACGUUUCGACACUUUAUUCAUCAAAACCUGUGCAAUCGCUUUUCUGA